Fusarium vanettenii 77-13-4 is the source of this 1191-nucleotide messenger RNA. RefSeq lists its product as uncharacterized. NCBI's taxonomy places the organism in Eukaryota, Fungi, Ascomycota, Sordariomycetes, Hypocreales, Nectriaceae. Gene Ontology annotation, biological process: RNA processing. Gene Ontology annotation, molecular function: RNA-3'-phosphate cyclase activity. The transcript has 2 exons. Gene Ontology annotation, cellular component: nucleus. The record is from RefSeq and is a predicted model, not a curated record. The coding region runs from base 1 to 1191 and encodes 396 amino acids.
AUGAAGCCCCUCGAAAUCUCUGGAACGACAGGAGAGGGUGGCGGACAAUUGGUGAGGACAGCUAUCGCUCUUUCAGCUCUCACCGGCCAGGCAGUAACCAUUUCCGAUAUCAGGGGUGGACGUGAGCGCGGAGGUAACCAGCACGCCACGGCCAUACAGUUUCUGGCAGAGGCAACAGACGCAGACGUCGAGGGCUUGACCGUGGGAUCGAAAACAGUCACUUUUUGCCCCCGUCGUGGUCCAGCUGAUCUCCUUCGGCGAAACAUCAGCAUCUCGGCCGAAUCUGGUUCAGCCAGUACGCUGCUCAUCCUGCAAGCGAUUCUGCCUUUUCUGGUGUUUGCAGGCAACGAAUCUGACGAGCCGGUGGAGCUCGAGAUAUCAGGAGGCACAAAUGUGUCCUUUUCCCUCAGCUUCGAGUAUCUGGAUCAAGUGCUUCUGCCUACUCUGGAGGAUCGCUUCUCCAUCCGCGUCGAGAGGAGGCUGAUCAGACGCGGCUGGAGCCUUGGUCCCCAGUCAAGAGGCAAGAUAUGGAUCAAGCUUUUCCCUUUGAAGGCAGGACAGAGCCUGCGGUUCAAAGCCCCUGAGCGCCCACAGGCCUGUGAAGUCAAGUCUAUCGACGUCAGCAUGGUUGUGCCUAUCAGCGUCCAGGAGAAGCUCCAGGCAUCACUCACAAAGGACCUGGCGGGCCUAUAUCCCGGGUCAGAUGUCCAUUUUAAGCUGGUUGAGGACUCGAACCUCGAUUCACGGUGGUACAUCCUCCUAGUGGCUCACUCAGGGUCAGGAAUCCGAUGGGGACAUGAUUUCCUCGGAUCCAUGCCCAAGAAGACCAAGAAUAGGGACAACUUUGCGGCGCAGAUCUCUAGCAAGGUAUGUCGUGGUCUAUAUGGGGAGACAUCUGCAGGAGGCCAGGCAGAUAUCCAUCUUCAGGACCAAGUUGUUGUGUUCCAAGCACUCUGCGACGGCUACUCCUCUCUUCCUCGAAACGACGAAUCUUCGCCCGACAUUCUCAUCGACGCAAUGGGCAACCUAGACAUCGGCAACGGACGAAUGAGAAAGGAAAAGACGCAUGAACCCUUUGGACAUGGUUCACUGCACGCGCAGACGGCGAGAUGGCUGGUCAGCGAACUGCUUCCGAGUGUCGAGUUUUACAACAAAGGCGAUUUAGUGAAGGGCACCGGCACCAAAGUCUAA